UUGUGCUGAAGAGUGGCUGUGACAGAUUCAUCACCAUUGUAAGUAACAUUUGUUUCACUUGUGAAAUAUUGCAAAGAUGCAACAGCCAUAUAUAAAAAAAACCUUAUCUUAUAAACAUGAUGCAUUAAAAUGCAAAAUAGCAUCAAAUGUAACCGCCACUCUGCCUACUGACUACCGAUUCCAACCCCAUGCUAACCAUGUCUGCUCAAAUGUAAGCCUGGUGAGAAGAACGGUCUCCCUGUAGAGGUGGCGUUGAUGCUGAUGGUGUCCGAGCCACCUUGCUGCGAACACGUCCUGGAGCUCCUGGAAUGGUUCGACAUGCCCGAGUGCUACGUCUUGAUCCUGGAGCGACCCGCCCGCUGCAUGGACCUCUUCGAAUACCGCAGGAACGGCUCACUUCCCGAACGUCUGGCUCAGGUCAUCAUGUGGCAGGUGGUUCUCGCCGCCCGUCAUUGCCGUGAUCGCGGGGUUCUCCAUCGGGAUAUCAAGGAGCAGAACCUUCUGGUCAGUUUCGACACGUUAGAGGUCAAGCUCAUAGACUUUGGCUGUGGGGACUUGCUCAAGUCGACCCCCUACAGACGUUUUGCAGGCACCAUACUAUACGCCCCACCUGAAUGGAUCGAGGAAGGUAGGUAUCAUGGUUGCGCUGCAACGGUGUGGAGCCUGGGCGUCCUUUUGUUUGUUUUAGUGUGUGGAGAGCUGCCAUUCUGGAAUGAGAGGGAGAUUGCUGCUGGACAUCUGAUCUUCAAAGCUGGUGUGUCUAAGGCCUGCCGUCAUCUGAUAAGACGCUGCCUGGCCAAGGAUCCGAAUGAGCGACCCAGCCUCGAGAUGAUGCUGGAGCACAACUGGUUUUCAGAGAUCCUUAGGAACUAAGUCCAGGCACCUGUAUGGGUUUGUAGCAGACGGAUCAUGGCACAGGUCUGCUACAAGAACACAUCCAGAGGUUUUUAGCUGAGGUUCAGAUCACCUCCAUUCCUCAACACUGUGUACAUACCACGCCAGAUCAGAAAGAAAGCCCCAUCAAUGAACAAGUCUAACCUACUGGAAGAAGCAACCAGAUCAGAUUUGGGCCUAAGCACCUUGAUACCUGGCAGAAGAUGAAAUGACUUUGAGUCACCACAACAAUCUAUGAUCAACGACCACGUCUGUCGUCCAGAAAGCACUUUGACCUUCUCUGUGGUGGUGUAUGAGACGAGAGAUGAAACAAAACCAAUAAAAUAUUGAAUAAAACUGUGUUUGUA
This is a messenger RNA of Trichomycterus rosablanca, 1241 nucleotides long. RefSeq names its product serine/threonine-protein kinase pim-1-like. The transcript is spliced from 7 exons. The record is from RefSeq and is a predicted model, not a curated record. Gene Ontology annotation, biological process: protein autophosphorylation; regulation of mitotic cell cycle; negative regulation of apoptotic process. NCBI's taxonomy places the organism in Eukaryota, Metazoa, Chordata, Actinopteri, Siluriformes, Trichomycteridae. The coding region runs from base 256 to 873 and encodes 205 amino acids. Gene Ontology annotation, cellular component: cytoplasm. Gene Ontology annotation, molecular function: protein serine/threonine kinase activity; ATP binding.